UUUUGUCAAGUCAUGAGCAAUUUUAAGGACAUAAAGUCGACCUGUCAACUGAGCUCGGAUAAUAAUUCCGUGAGCAGCAAUGACUGGGAUAUGGCCAAUGAUGUGUUUGUGACCUGCUACGAGGACCCGAUGGGAGAGAAUAUACACGGGGAGAUGGACUCGGUCCAGUCCGGCUUGGAAAUACACCUGCCUCCGCUGCUGCUAGGCGAUCACCGUUUAUCUCAGGACAGCAUGCUAUUGGGCCUAGUGGAGGAAGCUUACUCGGGCUAUCAUCCUCUCCCCGACUCGGGGACAGACUAUUUGGAUAUCACAAACGACCUGAACUACACCGAAAGUGAUGGGAAUGUGACUACAAAGAAACGUAACCGCUCCACCAGUUCCAGGCACCGCGGGGAGGUCGUCACCGAGCUGGGACCAGAGGAAGUGCGAUGGUUCUACAAAGAGGACAAGAGAACAUGGAAGCCAUUUGUUGGCCACGACUCUUUGAAAAUUGAAGUCAUUUACCGCAAAUUAUGUGAACUAAAUCCCUGCAAGGUCAAAUGUCGGAGUCCCACCACCGAACAAGAGGAUGCCAGUGAGUCGGCCACGGGUUCCGAGCCCCAACUGGUAGAUGUGGCACACGGGGGAGCUGUUCAAGCAGAGACGGCGACAGGGGACGCAGAGGUUGGAGGGGACAGAGAAUGGGAGAAAGAUGAACUCGACCUGGAUUCCAUAAGUGUAAACGUUGAGGCUGUUUGCGUCAGAGGUGGUCUCUACGAAGUGGACGUCAAAGACAAAGAAUGUUACCCCGUCUACUGGAACCAGCAGGACUGUAUUGCCGUGAUGAGGGGUCAGUGGUUCGUCGACGGCACGUGGCUUCCCCUUGAGGAGGACGAGAGUGACCUCAUCGAGCUGGAGCACCUUGCCCGUUUCAGGGGGCACCAGACGAGGGAGACCUACGAGGCCGCCAUUGAAGUGGUGACCACUACAGUGGACAACAAGGAUGGUAAAGCGGAUGGACUCAAUGCAAUCCAGAGUUUGAAACUGAGCCGAAGCCAUGUGGACUGGCACAGUGUGGACGAGGUGUAUCUCUACAGUGAUGCCACCACCUCCAAGAUCGCACGCACUGUCACCCAGAGACUGGGCUUCUCCAAAGCUGGCAGUAGUGGGACGCGUCUCCAUCGGGGCUAUGUGGAGGAGGCAGCGCCCGAGGACACCCCGCCCGAAACAACACACAUCGUCUUUGUGGUGCACGGGAUUGGUCAGAAGAUGGACCAGGGCCGCAUCAUCAGGAACACAAGCAUGAUGAGGGAGGCUGCUAGAAAGAUGGAGGAGAAGCAUUUCUCAGAUCGUUCCACAGGACACGUGGAGUUCCUUCCUGUGGAGUGGAGGUCCAAACUGUGCCUGGAUGGAGACACGGUGGACUCCAUCACUCCAGACAAGGUUCGUGGACUCAGGGACAUGCUCAACAGCAGUGCCAUGGACAUCAUGUACUACACCAGCCCUCUGUACAGAGACGAGAUCACUAAGGGUCUAACUCAGGAGCUGAAUCGUCUCUACAGCCUCUUCUGCAUGCGGAACCCUGAGUUUGGGGAGAGUGGCAAGGUGUCCAUCGUGUCCCACUCCCUGGGUUGUGUCAUAACCUUCGACAUCAUGACAGGCUGGGAUCCGGUACACUUCCGUCAUGAAGAACUAUGGGCCGAACCCGAGGUGAUGCAAGAGCGCUGGCCAAGCUGUCAGGGGCGUCAACUACAAGAGGAGAUGAGACUCACACGACUCAGGUUACGAGAUUUGGAAAAUCAGUUUGCUGGGUUGCAAUCCCCGUCAUCUGAAGGCUCUUCUUCAGCCUUGAAAUUUAAGGUGGAGAACUUUUUCUGCAUGGGUUCUCCCCUUGCCGUGUUCUUGGCGUUACGAGGGAUCCGACCGGGGAACAACGUGACUCAGGAUCACAUCUUACCCAAAUCCAUCUGCCAACGUCUCUUCAACGUCUUUCAUCCUACCGACCCUGUGGCUUACCGAUUGGAGCCACUGAUCUUAAAGAACUACAGUAACAUUUCACCUGUCCAAAUACACUGGUAUAACACAUGUAGUCCGACACCGUACGACCAGAUCCGUCCCACGCUGCUCAACCCUGCACUGAAGGAGAGAGCAUCCAUCUCGGACACGGAGAGCCUCCCCAGCCCCUGUACCUCCCCCCCUCAGACCCGAAGACACUACGGAGAGUCCAUCACAAACCUGGGGAAAGCCAGCAUUAUGGGCGCGGCCAGUCUCGGGAAAGGCAUUGGCGGGAUCUUCUUCUCCCGCUUCUCACGCUCAAGUGGUCAGGUGGGCAACGUGGAGGAGGAGCCUUCCGAUUCAGAGGGCGGGGUCUUGGAGGUGGAUAAUGCCGUAUCAGGAGAGGAGGGUGUGGCUACGGAGUUAGAGAAGUUACCUGUAGUAGAGGAGACAAGGGAAAUAGAGUCCUCCAUAUCUCGGUCCACCUCAGCUAUCCUGGACAACACCACAUUGGAGUUGGAGAGGCGCAUUGACUUUGAGCUGCGAGAAGGCAUGGUGGAGAGCCGCUAUUGGUCGGCGGUGACCUCGCACACAGCCUAUUGGUGUUCACACGACGUGGCACUGUUUCUUCUCACCUUCAUGUAUAGACAGGGGUAUCCCACUCAGCUCUCUGAGGAUAACCCAGAGUUAUCCUAACCCACAGCCAACACACACAGAGAGAGGAACACACACACACACACAGACACACAGACACACAGAGAGAGACACACUCUUUUUCCCUUUUCCUCAACACAUAUAAUAGUCUCCCAGUGCCAGUGUACACACAGAAAUUUGCGACCAGACCGAUUAGACAUAACUGUGUAUCAGAGACCACUUCACAGCCUGUGGUCAGCCUGUGGUAAGCCUGUGGUCAUCCCGUCAAAGACCGUACCCUUUACCCUAUGGUCCUAAUAGUGACUGUUCCUCAUAUACCCACCCUGUGGGUUUAUUGAAGACUUUACUCCCCAGGCACACACCAACCUCAAUGAAGACUGUUCCUCUUUCCUGUGACUAAAUGAUGACUCUAGGAUCAAGCAUCUGUCAGUGUUCAUUAUCUUGGACUCGGCAGUGACUGUGUUGGUGUCGGACACAGCUUUGAGUGAGUCUGUGUGACUCCUGAAACUGUAGCCAUGCCUCUAGCCCAACCUCUCCUCUCACAACUCCCAGCAUCAACACUCAUUUAGAUGUUUAGCCUGUUGAGAGCGUUACAUCCAAAUCCAUCCCUCAGAACAUUGAAACCCAUUUGAUUUCAUCAUUUGAUUUCAACCCGUUAGGUGGAUCAAAGUGGAUUGUUGCAGAAGGUUUGAAGUAGCCUGGUUAAACAUURUUUUUUCCGUUCAGUCUGGUUCGACCAGGCUAGGGUUAAUGCUGCUUUAUUGAUGAGGUCAUUGGACCUGAGCACGUGGUAGAGUAAAUAGAAUGUAGCUCUAUAGACUACCUGUACUGCUAUGAUGAUGAUAUGUUGAGGUACCAUGUUUACACUAACUAACUAACUGAACGUUUUUAUAAGGGAUGAUGGAAAGAUGCUAAUGUUAAGUAGACAAUUUGAGCAAAGUUGCCAUAUACAGUUAUUUGCUUGUCUCAUAACUUAAUGGCAGGUUCGGUCUCUUGGCUGAUCCAUCCAUCGGGAAGACCACAGAAUUGUUUUAGUUCUACCGUGAAUUGUCUUGAUCCAACAGAGCACUACUAUAUCUGUUUGUACUACUAACAUGUUGCACAUAACGCAGUAACUUUCUAGUCAGGCAACAAACAGACAACAUAUCAGUAAAACAAGAGGAACACAGGCACGAAGGACCCAUGCAACAUAUUUUAUUUACAUCCAAGUAACGAAAGAGAGUUGCAUUGGAGAGGACUGGAUAAUACACUGUACUAAUACAAUAUACUUUAUUAGAAUCAAUAAUGAUUUGGGUCAAAAUGAAAACAAAGCAUGCAGUAUGUACAUGCUUGGGCUCCCGAGUGGCGCAGCGGUCUAAGGCACUGCAUCUCAAGUGCAAAACGUGACACUACAGUCCCUGGU
Salvelinus sp. IW2-2015 is the source of this 4030-nucleotide messenger RNA. Lineage: Eukaryota; Metazoa; Chordata; Actinopteri; Salmoniformes; Salmonidae. The record is from RefSeq and is a predicted model, not a curated record.